GAUGCGUCGUUUGGGCUGAGUGCCAGUCCAAGAAGCACAAGCGAUCAAAUGUUAUCACUUUUGUCUCCACCUUAUGGCAAGCAUAUAAGUAUUUCGAACGCACCUUGUACUACCUACCACCCAUGCAGUGUGGCGUGAUACACGUCGCACUUUUCAAUCUCUUUGCACCAUGCCAAGCACGACGACUGCCUCAUUCCUGCACUCGCAGCCCACGGCAACCCUACACCACCACUUCCCGUCGCCCCGAUGGAACGGCGGUCACUUGCCACUACGCUGCCAACGAGCAUCUGCCUAUCAUAUCCCCCCUAUGUUAGUCUUACGGCCACUUCAUUCUCACUUCGGCGAGUCCCUGUCAAACUAUCACAUGUGCAGUCGUGACCAUUGCGCCAAGUACGCCAAGAUCCUAGGCCUGUGCUUGGCGCACUGUGGCGUUGUCCCGACGCCACCUUCCCCCGUCACACGGCUGCCGUCGACGUUCACAACUGCCGAAACGACCCCGAAGACGCGGAAAAUAGUGUCGUUGAGGCCAUGCAGCUUCGACGGAUGCUCCAAAGCCGCCAAGCGCAAGGGUGUUUGUAUGGACCACGGCGGGCGACACUUUUGCAAAGUGGACAAGUGCCACAAGUGCGCGCACAAGGGUGGGUUCUGCAUCAGUCAUGGCGGUGGCCGGCGGUGCGCCAUCGACGGCUGCGGGAAGAGCGCGCAAGCGGGCGGCACCUGCUACAGCCAUGGGGGCGGCAAGAACGGAAGCCGGAUCUACUGCAAGUGGGACGACUGCCACAAGUGCGCCCACAAGGGUGGGUUCUGUAUUGCCCACGGCGGCGGUCGCCGCUGCGACGUGGAGGGGUGUACCCGAAGCGCCCAAGUCGGCGGAUCAUGCUACAGCCACGGGGGUGGCAAGCGCUGCCAGGUGGACGGGUGCAACCACGCGGGUCGAUUGCAGGGGCUAUGUAUUCGCCACAAAAAAGUCAGCGACGCGGAUGCGUUGAGCGUCAGUCCUGUCCAAGCGGAGCGGAUCGCGUAGAAUAAUUUAACGGUAAUGUAGUGUUGAUGUGAUCUCAAA
This is a messenger RNA of Aphanomyces astaci, 1063 nucleotides long. RefSeq lists its product as hypothetical. The record is from RefSeq and is a predicted model, not a curated record. The transcript has a single exon. The coding region runs from base 170 to 1024 and encodes 284 amino acids. Lineage: Eukaryota; Oomycota; Saprolegniomycetes; Saprolegniales; Verrucalvaceae.